GUACCGCUCGUCGCCAUUUUUUAAAACGACUGCUUGUACACACUGGAAUUGUUCACCAAAGAAGUUUAAAUAAAGCGCUGGGACUUUGAAUAAAAGUCAUCAGUUGAACUUGAUAUCUGUCAUCACGAUGAUGGAGCUCCCUAACUUCAGCAGACAGCUAAUGCAGCAGCUGUGGUCCCUGAGGAAGGAGGGUCUGUUCUGUGACUGCACUAUCCUGGUGGGAGACAGUCCUCACCAUGCUCAUAAAGUUGUUUUGGCUGCCUCCAGCAUGCUCUUCAGGUCCCUUUUAGAUGGCUCUGACACUAUCUCCAUUGACACAACCGUUGCGUCCUCCCAGGAGUUUGGCUCGCUCUUGGAAAUGCUCUACACUGGCAGGUUGCCUUUGGGGAAACACAACGCGAGCCGGAUUGUUGCCGCCGCAGACAGCCUGCAAAUGUUCGAUGUAGCUGUAGGCUUUAAAAAAGUUCUCAACUCUCUGGUGAGUCAGAAUGCCCCACUUCUGGACAAUUCUAGGAAGACAACCAGCCAAGUUGAGACCUGCAAAACCAGGAGUGAGAACCCAGAAGUGUCAUCCUCAUCAAAUAAGGAUAACUCAGCUUCAGAGAAGAUGGAGACAACAGCUGAUCCGGAAAACAAAUGUUGCCAUGACAAGAAACAGGAUCCAGAAGAACCAGUUUGUAAAAGAUCCCGUGAGGAGCUCUCUGACACCUUAGGACCCGUAAAGGCCAAAACAUCUGGGAGUGCAGCAGAAGAAAACAGAACAUCAAGAGCAGAAGGGUCAAGGGGACCAGCUGCUCAGCUGCUGCAGCAUUCCUCUCAGAUGGUGGAGCUCCUAAGCAACAUGCCUUCUUUCCUUGAGCUGCUGAGCCAGGCAGCGCAUACCAGUCUCAAUGAACAGGACAGACAGGUUGUCACUCAGUGCUAUGAGGACACAGACCCUUUCUCAGUGUUGGAAAAGCUGAUAGGCAGAUUGAGGAAUGGAAGAAUCAGUGAGGGGUCGUUCCUUCAUCUGCUCUGGAAGAUUCAGAAGAAAGCUCUGCUGAGUUUCCCUGCUCCACUGCUCUCUCUGCUGGAGGAUCUGGACAGAAAUACACUCCAAAGUGAAGUUCGUGUAGAACAGCCACAUGACUCCACUAAGGAAAUAAAGUUAGAGAAAAAGGCAGACAUUGAUACCAAUGAGGGACAGAGCAACAAGGAUGAGACACAUGCAAAUGCUGGAGCAGAAUCUUCAUCCUCUGCCUCCUCCAUCUCCAAGCGCUACCCUUGCCAAUGGUGCAAGAAGACUUUUAACUUUAAGUGCCGCAUGCUAGCACAUGUGAAGCGUUGUUCCAUGUCACAGGAGUGUGAGGUUCAGUGCCCACAGUGCCCCAACAAACUGCCAAGUCAGCGAGCUCUGCAGCGCCACCGGGGUGAGGUUCACCGUAACACAGCACGGGUGAAGAAAAGGGUGGCAUGUGACAUCUGUGGCCGCAAUUUCGCCCACCCAUCAGGUUUGGUUUACCACAAGCAAGCAGAGCACUUUGAAGUGAAGCCAUUUGCCUGCGAGGAAUGUGGUGCAAUGUUUGGAGCCAACUCUUCUCUGAAGAAUCACAUGAGACUCCAUACAGGAGAGAAACCCUACCACUGCCAACACUGUGACAUGAGCUUCACUGUAGCAGCUGCACUUGCUUACCACACCAAGAAGAAACACUCUGAGGGAAAAAUGUAUGUGUGUCAGUAUUGUAAGGCUGUCUUCGCCCAAUCCAUUGAGCUCACACGUCAUGUACGGACACACACUGGUGACCGGCCUUAUGUGUGUCGAGAAUGUGGGAAGGGCUACAGCCAGGCCAGCGGACUUACUGUGCACCUGCAAACCUUUCAUAACCUGUCAGAACCUCAUGACUGUAAGAAGUGUUGCCUCAGCUUCUCUACCCUGGAGCAGCAUCAGAAACACAUUCAGGAGUUCCACCCAAAGGAGUUCCAUAAGUGCAGCACAUGCAGCAAGGUGUUCCAGAGCGUUGCCCUGCUUGACAAACAUAAAGCAACUCACUCUGGAAGCAAGCCAUUCAGCUGUCAGCUCUGCAACAAAUCAUACCAGCAACUGUCAGGGCUGUGGUACCACAACAGAACCAAUCAUCCUGAUGUUUUUGCCAGCCACACCGGGAAGCUCAAGACUUUGGUUCAGUGUGAGCUCUGCUUCAAGUUCUUUCCUGAUGCUGCCAGUUUGUCCACACAUCAGACCACCGCACACCAAGCCUCAGAGUCGGCGACUGUGUGCUGUUUCUACUGUAAGGCCGAGCUGGGCAGUGGAGAUAAAUCACAGGAGCACAUCUGUAGUCGGCCCAUCGGACAGGGUACAGAUGGGUUCUGCUGCCCCCUGUGCUCUCUGAUCUGCGUCUCCCAGCUGGAGCUUCAGGAGCACCUGCUGUCCUGUCACAUGGAGCUGGAGCCAGAGAGCACUACGGCAGGAGCCGAGGCAAACACCUCCACCACUUACACGGUGAUUUCAGCUGAAGACAAAGAGGACGGGACAGACAUGCUGUCUGAGGAGCAAAGCCACAUUGGAGCUGACCAGCAUGUGCCUGUAGCUCUCAGCAGGGGAGGUGGGAGCAGAUCAUCAGGUGAGGUGGUGAAGGUUAACAUCAACGAGCUGCUGAGCAGCAACGUCGCCUUCAUAUGCGAGGACAAAAAGUCUACUCCGAACACCUAAGAAAAGAUCCUUGGGGACUCUGUUGUAGCUGUCAGCAGAUGUGUUUUUAGGAGGAACUUUGUGUUGGAGGUCCAGCUAUAGAUCUGUUUGCAUGGAGCUGCUUUUGAUGUUUAAAUUCAUUUAGUUUCUGAUUACUGCGAAAUUCUGGGGCCAGUUCAGUACUAAGGAUCAGAUAAACUCUAUACUAAAUUGCACCUUUGUAUUACCCUUCUGAUCACCUCCCAAACCAGAACAUUUUUUUACUCUACAGAGGACUGACACAUUUUGAUAACUGCAGUUAGGCUUAAGGAUAUGUGCUACACUGAGCGUGUAUACAUUGUAAAACAUGCUCAAAUAAAAUUUACCCCCAUAAAGUUAAUUAUUAAUAUUAAUUUGGAAUUUUAGUUUACGACAAAGAGGUCAUAAGGAGCAAUAAGUGAAAUUUCAAUAUUUUAGAAAGAACUAAAAGUAUCUUUUUAGAUGGACUAUCAUAUAAUGUCACACACCAUCUCUCUGUGUUGUUCUCCAGUCUCUUGUUUACAUAGCCAGGCCAGCCACACGUACACGUAUGUGCAUAUGAACACCUGCCACUCAGCUGCCCCACCUAGUGUGAAAAAUCGCUUAUUGCUCCUUUAAUGAAAGUACCAUGCAAAGUCAUGGGGUAGGGACUAGAAUUACUCAGAUUAUCUUCGGGGAGGUGGGACCACAGUCACCAUGACAACCAUUAGUAACCCACAUCACUGCAAUGGACAGAGAUCCUGCAGUGCCCACAAGGCACCCCUGCUCAAGAAAUGUCUGAUGUCAGAGCUAACAAGCACUAUGUUGUUGUUUUUUUAGGAUUAAAAACUUAUUUCACUCAGUCUUAACACAAAUUAACUUAUCAGCCUUUAUGGCUUUUGUUGAUAUUCUGUCUGUGUUAAAAUAAAAUAUUCACUUUACAAAGUAA
This is a messenger RNA of Fundulus heteroclitus (mummichog), 3614 nucleotides long. It is a transcript of the gene zbtb40, whose product is annotated as zinc finger and BTB domain containing 40. The record is from RefSeq and is a predicted model, not a curated record. Bases 128 to 2689 code for a protein of 853 amino acids. Gene Ontology annotation, molecular function: DNA-binding transcription factor activity, RNA polymerase II-specific; protein binding; RNA polymerase II cis-regulatory region sequence-specific DNA binding. The transcript has 12 exons. NCBI's taxonomy places the organism in Eukaryota, Metazoa, Chordata, Actinopteri, Cyprinodontiformes, Fundulidae. Gene Ontology annotation, cellular component: nucleus. Gene Ontology annotation, biological process: regulation of transcription by RNA polymerase II.